GGUUGGUGAGUUGAGCACCGUCUUAACGUAAUGAGAGAUUAGUUUGUGCAAUCACAAUACGUAAGUCCGGACAAUUUAGUCUUCUCUCGAAAUACAUUCCCUUAGCUAUAGCAUGUUUUAGUCGUUCCCUUAUAUGCGGUUAGGUUUCCCAUCCCCAUCAUCCUGACGCAAAGCAGCAGACAUGGUAGAGCCAAUGCACAAGUUUGCAUCCCUAGAAGAGGAGCUGGGCUUCUGGAAGGAGCAGGCAGAUGCACAUCAGCAAAGGGCUGAUGAGGCUCAGGAGGAGCUGCAGGAGUUUCAGCAGAUGAGUCGAGACUAUGAAGCAGAGCUGGAAACCGAGCUGAAGCAGUGUGAGGGUCGAAACAAAGAGCUGCUUUUAGACAACAACCGACUCCGCAUGGAACUGGAAAAUAUAAAGGAGAAAUUUGAGACGCAGCAUUCUGAUGCUUUUAGGCACAUCUCGACCCUGGAGGAAGAUCUGGCACAAACCACAGCAGUGAAAGAUCACCUGCAGAAAUACAUCAGAGAGCUAGAGCAGUCCAAUGACGACCUGGAGAGGACCAAAAGGGCUACCAUCAUGUCUCUGGAGGACUUUGAGCAGCGGAUGAAUCACGUCAUUGAGAGGAAUGCCUUUCUUGAAAGUGAGUUGGAUGAGAAGGAGAAUCUACUGGAGUCUGUUCAGAGGCUGAAGGAUGAAUCCAGAGACCUUCGCCAGGAGCUGGCUGUACGUCAUAAGGAAAGACGGCCAUCCAGCAGCCUGGGCAAAGACCCAGAUCUGUUGUGCCCCUCAGCCGGUAACCCAUCCAUCCCUGUCACACCCUCCAAACCCCUCAGCUCAUUUGCCACGCCCCCUGCUUCCAGUAUACGACGAGGUGAUGGUCUAACGGGGACUCCCCUCACUACGUCUGCUAGAAUAUCUGCACUCAACAUUGUCGGGGAGCUGCUGAGAAAAGUUGGAAAUCUGGAGUCAAAGUUGGCAUCCUGUCGAGACUUUGUGUACGACACGUCAGUCUGCAGACCUGCACUUCCGGCUGGCCCUGUUAGUCCUUCUGGUUUAGAAAGAGGGCCCGAGGUCCAAGCGAGCAGCAUGAGCCCCCCUCCUCAGUACGACAGUUUAGUGAAGCGGUUAGAAUUUGGACCAGCUCCUCCGAGAGGCGUCUCCCAGGGCGCCCAGUCUCCGCAGGCAGGGGUCAAGAUUCUGCUAUGAGAGCAAAAAGAGGGCGAACCACCUCCCUCCUUCAACAACCUGACACCAUCCCCCCCUCGUCCCUUCUCCAUCCUUAAUAAACUACAGCAAUGGGACUUUGAACUGAACUGUCUUCCCUUGACGCCACAUGCCCUGCUGAACGGUUUUGAACAAGAAAGACAUUCUCCUCGAUCCGUGCCCCACAUAAUCCGUGCAUGGACUUCAGCUGCCUCAGGCUACUAUCACAACAUAUCUAUCAAAGGAAGCAGCACUACAGCUUGUGUAACAUCAAGGAACGGAGAACCUAACCUGCUCACACUAUCUCUUCUGCUGUAUCUUUGACACUGGUGGGUAGCAUCUAAAACAAAUCCUUCUGUGUCUACUGAUGUGCUUUCUGUGGUGGAUCAACAGGGCUGUCCAAACAUUACUCCUCCCAGAGAAAAACCUUUUUGGGUGGUUGUUGCACUUGUCCAUUGAUCAUGAAUAAGAGCCAGUGGUAGUAAUAACAGCCGCUGGAUGUGAGCCUGAUGACGGGACCAAGAACCUGGAGUGUCAUUUCUAAAAAAAGGUUUGAUCAUACAAAUAAUGUUUAUGACCAAAUCCAAACCAAAGCUGAUCAAAGAUUAAAGUAAUGGGUUAGGGUUUUUCCCUCUUUGAAUCUGAUAUAAAAACACAGUAAAACCUGGUUAGUAAUUUCAAUAACAAGUCUGUUUUUGUUCUUUAUUCUUUGGCCUCGAACUAUGUAGCAUUGAACAACACCGGCAUUAUUUUAAGUUGGUUAAAAUAAUUUUCCCAAGCCGAGCCAUUCAAUAUUUGCUUUCUAGAAGAGACUCAAUAUUUUCCACUGUUACAAAAAGUUUUAAAUUACUGACAGGAACUGGUGUUCGCAUCUUAGCCAUCGCUGCCUUCAUCAAUGUUAUUACCUCUUUAGUUUGUACAGUUUAAAUAAAUGAAGCGGAUUAUCUAUUCCUCACGCUGCCAGGCGUCCAGGAAUGAGAUGAUGUCACUUCAGGCUGGUUUUAAUUUCGCAUGCUAUUCAGUUGGACCCAGGUUCUUUCUAUCACCUCCUUUCUGCCAUUGCACAGACUUGUUUUUGCCGACUCAUUAUUAUCUGAUAUGCAAUGCUUAUGAAUAGGAAGAAUAGGAAUAGGUUUUCUGCCUCACAGAUAAGAUGUUUAUGUUCAUGUUGCAGAUUUAUGAUCUAGUUGUUACCAAUGACUUUUAUACAGAUUUAAGUUUACUGUAGAAGUUAGAUGGGCACAUGUUUACUACUGAAUGUAUAGUAAUAAUUCCCUAUUAGGUGUGAGACCUCCUGUCUGCCAUCAGGAGAUAUAUAUGGUGGGCGACUGAGAAGAAGUACCAAGCAAUAAUAGAUUUUAACAGGUCAAAGAUGAGCACAGUUCAUAGUAUAUUUGUGUAGGUAUAUAGAGCCUAUAUUGAAUACCCUUUCUUGCCUUUUAGUAAGAGAUAUUGUGAUUGGGGGAAAUAGAGUGAUUUAAUGUGACAGUUUUGCUUUUCCCUGAAAUGUUUCCGGUUCAUUGUCACUACUGCCAUCCAGCAGCUCAUUAAGCAAACAUUACAGCUCAUAUCUAAAUAUCACAUUUAUACGGCGGCUGUCACUGUAUACUGCGGUGUAGCCCAUGUGUGAAGUUACCUUGUGCUUAAUGCAUACGAGAGCUGCCCCUCUUCCUUGAACUAACACGAGCUAACUGUAAUCCACGACCACGGUGUACUGUUUGUUUGUAUGCAGCACCUCUGCAGCUGUUUCUGUAUUUGGACUUUAAACUGUAUGUGCCUGAGGUACUAUACCCAACUUUGAUCCUGUUGGUUUGCAGUUGUUUUUUCUAUUGAACGGAGCAGAUGAGAGUAAUGUUCUGAUGACCUUUGAAGUUACUGACCCAAGACUGAAACAUUAAAAAAAGAGAAAAUCAA
Molecule: messenger RNA, 3118 nt
Organism: Cottoperca gobio
Lineage: Eukaryota; Metazoa; Chordata; Actinopteri; Perciformes; Bovichtidae
Product: nuclear distribution protein nudE homolog 1-like
Exons: 9
Coding region: 182-1207 (341 amino acids)
Biological process (GO): chromosome segregation; centrosome localization; mitotic centrosome separation
Cellular component (GO): kinetochore; kinesin complex; centrosome
Molecular function (GO): microtubule binding
Source: RefSeq, a predicted model, not a curated record